AUGCAAAAACGAAAACACUGGGAAUGUUCAGGUGUUCGGCCGUUCGGUCUCUUCCCUUUGGUGCCUCCAUCGCCAUCGUCACCAACAGAAUCCGGUCGAUUGCCGACAGUCUCAACACGAAAUCCUUUGUGUUUGUCACCGAAUUCAUUAUCGCUCAACAAGAAGCAAUCUCGGCCCACGUUCACGGGCCAUCAAAUUUUUAUGUUGGAGAAGAAAUUCGAGCAAACCAAAUAUUUGGCCGGUUCCGAUCGUGCACAGCUAGCUCAAGAGCUGAACAUGAGCGAAAGUCAAGUUAAGGUGAGUCUUGACUUAUCACGAAUUUCAGGCAAAAAUAUCUGA
Anisakis simplex (herring worm) is the source of this 339-nucleotide messenger RNA. Lineage: Eukaryota; Metazoa; Nematoda; Chromadorea; Rhabditida; Anisakidae. The record is from the annotation of a GenBank genome assembly.